CUAGAGUGUUGGAGGGAGGGGACGGGAGAGGGAGAACGAGGGAAAGAGGAAAGCCGUCCUAGAGGUGGCUGGCGUGACGUCACGAGUUUCCUGAAAGUCAAUAACAAGCUGCGGCGGGCGGCAGAGCGGAGGCAUAGCGGCGGUGCCAGAGGCUAGGAGGAGCUGCAGCCGCUUCCCAUUUAUCAUUAUUCUCAUUAUUGCUUCUGCUGCUGCUCUUGUUUUUAUUGUCAUCAAAGACAACGGCGGUGUGAGCACGCACCUCUUUAUUGUUUUUCAUCUUCGUGCUACGUUUAUAUAUACAUCUACGGACAGAGUUGUAUGUAUAUAUAUGUGUAUAUGUUGUGUGUGUGCGAGGCUUGGCUUUGCAAAAUUGUCAUUCUCGCAUAGGAGAGACAGACACGAGCGUUUACCAGGGAGGCUGCCGAGGGGGGAACCCGCUCGUCUGCCCGUCACUGCCUGUGCAGGCUGAGUCACCACUGGAGAGUGGGAAGGGCCACGGCAAGAGCAAAGAAGAAGAAGAAGAAGAAGAAAAAAAAAUUAAGAGAGGAGAGCCUGAAAACCGCAGAGCAGAUUGCCUGCAGAGGAGUGUUUCUCCGAGUCCUGGGCUCAGAGGGGAGCCAACAUGAGCGAUAUUACCAUUGUUAAAGAAGGCUGGGUCCAGAAAAGAGGAGAGUAUAUCAAGAACUGGAGACCACGAUACUUCCUUUUGAAAACGGACGGCUCCUUCAUAGGAUACAAAGAAAAGCCGCAAGAUGCAGAUUUGCCAUACCCCUUGAACAACUUUUCAGUGGCAAAAUGCCAGUUAAUGAAAACAGAACGACCAAAGCCAAACACAUUCAUUAUCAGAUGUCUACAGUGGACCACCGUCAUAGAAAGGACUUUUCACGUUGACACUCCUGAAGAGCGGGAGGAGUGGACAGAAGCAAUUCAAGCGGUAGCUGACAGGCUUCAGAGGCAAGAGGAGGAACGCAUGAGCUGUAGUCCCACCUCUCAGAUAGACAAUAUAGGUGAAGAAGAGAUGGACACUUCCACGAGCCACCAUAAAAGAAAGACAAUGAAUGACUUUGACUAUUUAAAACUUCUUGGAAAAGGCACUUUUGGUAAAGUCAUUUUGGUAAGGGAAAAAGCAAGCGGCAAAUACUACGCAAUGAAAAUCCUCAAAAAAGAAGUCAUUAUUGCAAAGGAUGAAGUGGCCCACACGUUAACAGAAAGCAGAGUACUAAAAAACACGAGGCAUCCUUUUUUAACUUCAUUGAAGUAUUCCUUCCAGACAAAAGAUCGCCUGUGCUUUGUAAUGGAGUAUGUAAAUGGUGGCGAGCUGUUUUUCCAUUUGUCGAGAGAGCGGGUGUUCUCGGAGGAUCGCACACGCUUUUAUGGGGCUGAAAUCGUCUCUGCUCUUGACUACCUGCAUUCCGCCAAGAUUGUGUAUCGGGAUCUCAAGCUGGAAAAUUUAAUGCUAGAUAAAGACGGCCACAUCAAAAUAACAGAUUUCGGGCUUUGCAAAGAAGGGAUCACAGAUGCUGCUACCAUGAAGACAUUCUGUGGUACACCAGAAUAUCUCGCCCCAGAGGUACUGGAAGACAACGACUACGGGCGUGCAGUGGAUUGGUGGGGCCUUGGCGUGGUCAUGUAUGAGAUGAUGUGUGGCCGACUGCCUUUCUACAAUCAAGACCACGAGAAACUCUUUGAACUCAUUCUAAUGGAAGACAUCAAAUUCCCUAGGACCUUGUCUUCUGAUGCAAAAUCCUUACUUUCAGGACUGCUUAUAAAAGACCCAAACAAAAGACUUGGUGGUGGUCCAGACGAUGCAAAAGAAAUCAUGCGACAUAGCUUUUUUGCUGGAAUCAACUGGCAGGAUGUAUACGACAAAAAGCUUAUACCUCCAUUUAAGCCUCAGGUGUCUUCAGAGACGGAUACAAGGUAUUUUGACGAAGAAUUUACAGCACAGACUAUUACAAUAACUCCUCCAGAAAAAUUUGACGAAGAUGGGAUGGACUGCAUGGAUAACGAGCGACGGCCGCACUUCCCUCAGUUCUCGUACUCUGCCAGUGGACGGGAGUAACAGCCACUUGCAACUGGACUGCUUCUCUGCCAUGGCUGGUAGUCAUGGGAAACUGGUCUUCAGCAUCAAGCACCAGAUCCCAGCUCUCUCUGAGGUUACCACCUAGUUAGGGUUUCUGGGUGUUGUGUUUUUUCUUUUUUCGUUUCCAAUGACAGAAAGGUCUCUGGAGAGGAAGGUUCUUUUUGCUGGACACGGUCAGAUGCAAUUAGAAUUUUUUUUUUGUUUUUAUAUUGUUCAUUAUGUGCCCUGCUAACAGGAAUCCUAGCAGGGAAGAACGUCGACAAUAUAAACCAUUUCUUGCGCAUAUGCUGUCAUUUAUUAGAACUUUUGAAUAUGAAAGGAAAGGGGACUUUUUUUUUUUUUUUUUUUUUGUAAUUUAUUUAUUAUUUUUACUGAUGGCUUAUUUUAAAAGCACCACCAAGAAUAAUUGGGUUUGCCAUUCGGAAACCAGAGCUCCUCUUGCUGCCGAGGGACACAAGGCACACUUUGGAAUAAAGACACAGCAGAAGAUGAAAAUUUAGGAUCUUUAGGACUUUUUUUCCCCUCCCCUCCCUGGUAUGACUGAAAUUAAGCCGAAAUGUCCUCCUUUGGUGAUGAUGUACAUAUGCAAUGCUUUUUGUUAGACAUAUCACUGCUAGAAGCAAUUUUGUGUAUGUAUUAACAACAAGAAUCUACGGAUGAAACAGAAGUGUCAGAUUAAAUCAUGUGUGGGCGCGAACUCCCUGGCCAGACUGUGGUCAAAAGUGAAGUAAGUGGGAGGUCGAGAAACUCCUUUGGCGGCCUGCUACUUCCAAAAAGCGCAAUCGUGUUUGGUGGGGGGGGUUUGGGGUAACAAUCCAGAGAUUUUACAGGCAAAAAGGGGAGAAACGUCACGUAUGCAUUUGCACCUGAGCGGUCUGUCUGUAUGCGAGCAUAUGUGUUUGUGUUUUCUGAGUUAGGCUUGCUUAUUUUUUUAUUAUUGUAUUUUAUGGAGGAAAAAAUGUGUAACUGUCCACCAGUGUUCCACUCUGGAAUACCUCUGAUGGCUGACGAAUGUAGACAGGCAAACUGCUUUGUUUUGUUUAUUU
Erpetoichthys calabaricus (reedfish) is the source of this 3129-nucleotide messenger RNA. It is a transcript of the gene akt3a, whose product is annotated as v-akt murine thymoma viral oncogene homolog 3a. Lineage: Eukaryota; Metazoa; Chordata; Cladistia; Polypteriformes; Polypteridae. The coding region runs from base 623 to 2062 and encodes 479 amino acids. Gene Ontology annotation, biological process: protein phosphorylation. Gene Ontology annotation, molecular function: ATP binding; protein serine/threonine kinase activity. The record is from RefSeq and is a predicted model, not a curated record. The transcript is spliced from 14 exons.